GCGAAGUUGCGGGCGGACUGAUGGAAUGCUCCCUUCUUCACCUGUGGAUCCGCUACUGUAUUCCUCUAAUGGGAAGAAGAUUCUUCUCACAUUCCGUCCUGCGACACCAGGGCAUGUGAUUCUGGUGUAUGGCAUUAUUUUACCUGUCCUCCGCCGGGAAGUUUAUCGAGAAGUUUCAGGAGGUGAAAGAAGCAACUCGGCAAGCAGCCCAGCAGAAAGCCCAACAGCAGACGAACGGUAGCGCUUCCACGCCCGUUACGUCGGCUAGCGCGUCCCCUUGCAGCAGCCGCAGCGUCCCAACUCCACCUGUCCCGUCCCAGACGCCGACUUCUGAGAGUGGUGGUGCCGAGGACUGCGUCCCUAUAUCCGCCAAUCAGCUAGAUCACGUUGUGAGCAGUCUCCCAUCAAAUGUCAACGACAUUGCCAAUACACUCAAAUCAUCUCUCGUCGCACAUCAAAGAAGCCAAAGCUUGUCCGGUCUUCAAGCCAGCAAG
Molecule: messenger RNA, 494 nt
Organism: Stegodyphus dumicola
Lineage: Eukaryota; Metazoa; Arthropoda; Arachnida; Araneae; Eresidae
Biological process (GO): G protein-coupled glutamate receptor signaling pathway
Molecular function (GO): G protein-coupled glutamate receptor binding
Source: RefSeq, a predicted model, not a curated record